UAUAAAUCUAACGUCCACAAAAACACCUAAGGUCUUUAGAUAUUUUAUGAUAAGAAAUUUCAAAAGUUAUGACAGAAAAAUCCAUUUAUUAGCAAAAAAGGAAGCUCACGAUUCUUGGACCUGUAGCUGAUGAGAUAAGGAAAUAAGUAAUAACACUGACUUUUAGUGGAAGCAAAGUCGAAAUUUAACACACAUGUAUCUGUUUUCUUCUAAUAAUACUUGUCUUUUUGUUGUUUGUUGUUUAUAUGUAUAUUCAAAUACUUCUCAGCGACAUCUGAUUGGAAACUAUUACCGACCACCAGUUUAAAAUUGAUUAUUUCAAACUAUUACAUCAUGUUUUUUUGUUAGUACAUAUCAAAAUCUCAUUUUCUAUUCUCCCUGUAAAUUUUAAUUUCAUCAAAGAGUUUUCAAUCUUAUUGAUUCAUCAGUCUGUGAUAACAAAAGUCCAACUAACUAGCCUGUCAGUGUUUCAAAAAAAAACUAGCCUGUCUUCUUGUUUUGAGUUCCAUUCUACGUUUUCAUCUUUGUUGUUAUUGUUACGUAAGCUAAAUCAUGGCCAAAUAAGAGAAUCAAAUAUCCCAAGACAAUAUAAUAUUUCUCUUGGAGAUUUGGAGUAAAUAAAUUUGAUUAUCUCUAUGCUAUAUAUUAGUAUCCCGUUGUGUAUGAUUACUGAUCAGUUUCAAAUUCGAUAACGAGUGUAUAUAUGAGUUCUAAAUGAGCAAAAAAAAAUCAUACUAUUGUUGUAAUCAAAUUGAUUAUAGUAUAUAGAUUUAUUAAAAUACUGGUGAAACAUUUAUAAAAAAAAAGAGUAUUAUAAUAGACUAGGUUUUGCGAUAGUCUUAAUUUGCAUGCUUUCAAAAUAUUUUUUGAACAUCCUCUCUAGCUUAUGUAUUUUCACCUUUUUACAUUAGCUGCUUUAGUUUUUUUUUUUAAUAAGGUGCUUAGUUUGGUAAAGAGAACUUAACAAUUCCCCAAAAAAACGAAACCUGAUUCACAAGAAACCCCCUCACAAAAAGGAGAGAAUCCACUGUAGCUUCAUGAAUGAACUCUCCUACCCACCUUCUUCACAUUCCUCUCUUUCUCUUCUAUACUAUAAAACAGCUCUCUCAUUUCUCCACGAUAUCGUAUUCGUUCAAGCAAAUCAUCAUCAACAUUCAACAGAGAAAAAGAAGAAGAAAAUGUCGGACUGGGGACCGAUUCUAGUGACGGUGAUACUCUUCGUGAUGCUCACGCCAGGACUUCUGUUUCAGUUGCCUGGACGACAAAGAUACGUUGAGUUUGGUAAUUUUCAGACAAGUGCCGUCUCCGUUAUGGUCCAUUCCCUUCUCUACUUCUCCCUUGUCUGCGUCUUCCUCCUCGCCCUCAAAAUUCACAUCUACAUUGCCUAAUUGUUGUAACCCCUUUAAUUUAUUCUGUGUGUUUUCUUUUAGAAUUUUAACCUUAAACUCGUUUUUCUAUCGGACCCUUUUGCUUUUAUGUGUUUACCUUUUAUCUUCUUGUAAACGCAAAAAUUCGUAUUUAUUAUGAUUUAAAUAACAAUGUCAUUAGUUAUUUGUUUGGCA
Molecule: messenger RNA, 1562 nt
Organism: Brassica rapa (field mustard)
Lineage: Eukaryota; Viridiplantae; Streptophyta; Magnoliopsida; Brassicales; Brassicaceae
Source: RefSeq, a predicted model, not a curated record